GUCGAUUGAUUCAAUUCACUUUUACAUGCGUCUUCUUUUUUUUCUGGAUUUGAUUUUUGUUUUCAAUCACAUAAUUUUAUCUUGAUUUUUUUUCUCAUUGAAUUGAAUAAAAAAUAAAUUAUUUUCGAGUUUGUCCGUUUCAUGUUUAAACAUCUUUGAAAAUAAUAUAGCAGCAGUAUCAUUUCAACAGAAAGAAACUCGCCAUUCAAUGUCUGCCUUAUUAGUUGUUCGACAGGAUUUAUUCUCAUUGAUCAACGUUAUCAAUCGAUCAAUUAUUACGCACAGCAAUAGCAACAAUAUUAUCAAACGUAAAUUAUUCGGUGGAAAACAUUCAAUCAUUAUUGAUCAUAAUAAAUUCAAUUCAUUAUCAUCGUUAACGAAUAAAGCAUCCAUAUCAUCAAAAGUGAAAAAAAUGUCUGCAACAAAAUUAAAUGAUGAACAACGUAAAGAAUUAUUACAACCAUUAUUGGAACAAAAAUGGUCAAUGGAUAAAUCUGGUCGUGAUGCAAUAACAAAAGAAUUUCAAUUUAAAGAUUUCAUUGAAGCAUUUAGUUUUAUGACACAAGUUGCCAUGAAAGCUGAAAAAAUGAAUCAUCAUCCUGAAUGGUUUAAUUGUUAUAAUCGUGUUAAUAUUUUACUUUCAUCGCAUGAUGUGAAUGGUCUUAGUGAACGUGAUAUUCGUUUGGCUAAACAGAUUGAAAUUUAUUUCGAACGUUUCAAACAAUAAAUGAUGGUUUACAUUCUUUCAAAGGGCUGAUUCAAUCAUCACCGUAAAUUUGUUGGCCAUCGAAAGUUUUCUUAAUACUUUUUUUCGUAGUUUUUUCCGACCAAAAUUCUGCUGUUUCUUCUUUUCUUUAUCAUCAAUUUGAACUGAAAUAAAAUUUUGUUUCAUUUUCA
This is a messenger RNA of Dermatophagoides pteronyssinus (European house dust mite), 897 nucleotides long. RefSeq names its product pterin-4a-carbinolamine dehydratase (gene Pcd). NCBI's taxonomy places the organism in Eukaryota, Metazoa, Arthropoda, Arachnida, Sarcoptiformes, Pyroglyphidae. Gene Ontology annotation, molecular function: 4-alpha-hydroxytetrahydrobiopterin dehydratase activity. The record is from RefSeq and is a predicted model, not a curated record. Gene Ontology annotation, biological process: tetrahydrobiopterin biosynthetic process.